Messenger RNA from Lachancea sp. 'fantastica', 1764 nucleotides. NCBI's taxonomy places the organism in Eukaryota, Fungi, Ascomycota, Saccharomycetes, Saccharomycetales, Saccharomycetaceae. The record is from the annotation of a GenBank genome assembly.
AUGCUUUCACCGCAACUGUCUGAAUUGCUUACUUGGGGGUCUGAUAAUGGCAUUACAUGGCCAAACGGCCUGCAAUUUCUCGAAAGGCCUGAGAAAGGCAUUUCUGCGGUAGCCACUGCCAAGAUUUCGCAUGCAACGCUUCAAGUACCAAAACAAGCUUUGUUCAGCGGUGAACUAGCCGAAAAUUACUUCAAUAGUGACCAAAAUACCAACUCUCUACUCAAGUUGCUGCUUGCCAAGUUAAAGUUCGAUCCUAACUCGACAUCAGUGAAUGCAGAAGAUCUGAAGUCGAAAUUUGGGCCGUACAUAAGGGCUUUACCAAAAGAAAUAGCCUCUCCGUUGGUAUGGAAUCCAAAAGAACUUGAUCUCUUGGGAAAUACAAAUUUGCGCACCUCAAUUGCCAAGAAACUGGAAUCAAUGUUCGCUGAAUGGAAAGUAGCAGUGGGCCAGGUGGCAGAAAUCAAGCAAGACGUUGCCCUGGAGAUCGCACAGGUUGAGGACAUUUUGGGCCAGGGAGAAGACCAGAUUUAUGCCAAAAUUACCUCCAAAGUUUUCGCAAACUCGCUGCAGCUCUCGUGGUGGUCCUUCCCGGCGUUUCUAUGGUCGAGCAUUGUGUUUCUGUCGCGGGCGUUUCCGGAAAAGGUGGUCAAUGGAUUAGCAGACCCUUCAAGAAUCAUCCUUCUACCGGUUAUUGACCUGUUAAACCAUGACUAUCGCUCAAAAGUAGAGUGGAGGCAGAGCAAUGACUCUUUUUGUCUCGAAAUUCUCGAGGACAUCGAAGAGGGCUGUGAAAUCUUCAAUAAUUACGGCGGCAAGGGCAACGAAGAGCUUCUAUGGGGCUACGGCUUUGUUCUAGAAGAAAACAUAUGUGACACUGUGGCACUGAAGAUAAAGCUACCACCGGCCACGCUGCAUCAGAUCUCAAAAGAAAAAAGCAUAAGGCUUCCUACUCUCGCAGACUAUACGCGGUCAGCGUUUGAUCUUCCGUCAGAAAUCCCAAAGGAGUCCGAAAAGUUACCUCUGGAAGAAAAAUUCGAAGACGGAAUACUCUAUAUGUUAAGUGCUACCAACAAUACGUGUCUGUUGUGGCUGCUUGACGUGUUCACAUUUUUGGAAAAGUCCAAAACCGAGUCACUUGUCAAUCUCAGACCCCGCUUACAGGGUCUUCAGAAUCUCAGAGCUGCUCUAGAGGCCAAGCACAGCUCCUACAACGCCGAGACCGUGUAUUCGGGUGCUGUAGAGUACCCUGUGAGUGAUUAUAGGGCACAUGCUGCUCAGAAUUACAGAUCAAGCCAAAUCAAAAUAAUCAAGAGUUCCAUUUCCCAGCUAAAGACGCUUGAGAAGAACUGGACAUCAACUUACAAGCAUGAAUUGCUCAGUGUCAACAAGCUCAUGCGGUUGGAUCCAGAUUUUAUCGAAACUCAACUUCCCAUCCUACUGCAACUGGAGCCCGGUUCCGAUAUCGCACUGGACUCGUACGAAACCUUACUCUACCUAUGGAUAAUACAAAAUCAAGAUACAAAGACUAUCCCCAAGGGGCUCCAAUGGGUAAUUGCGCAAUAUAACCAGUUUAUCGAUGCCCAAGGUGCCGACUCUGGCCCAAUUUCAGAUCAUGUUCGAAUUCUUCAUCAGACAAUUUUCGUCAAAGACACCCAAAAAGAAUACCUGGAGAAACUCCAGAAAGCACAGGAAUUUGUUAUGGCCAACUCCUACAUCAGAUAUUCCAAAGAUGAGCCCAUCCUGGUCAGAAGCAUCGAUGUGUAA